Molecule: messenger RNA, 1065 nt
Organism: Glycine soja
Lineage: Eukaryota; Viridiplantae; Streptophyta; Magnoliopsida; Fabales; Fabaceae
Product: glutathione gamma-glutamylcysteinyltransferase 3-like
Exons: 6
Coding region: 1-1065 (354 amino acids)
Biological process (GO): response to metal ion; cellular detoxification of cadmium ion; detoxification of copper ion
Molecular function (GO): glutathione gamma-glutamylcysteinyltransferase activity; metal ion binding
Source: RefSeq, a predicted model, not a curated record
AUGUGUCAGAAGGAGCAAGAGGAGGAGGAAGAGAAGGAGGAAGGGAGGUACAUAAUUAUUUUGAGGCUUAACAGAGCACCAUCUAUACUUUAUAAUGUGGUAUUUUGUAGACAUGAAGGUUGGAGCAGUGUUGCCAAAUUUCUAACCGAAGAUGUCCCUCAACUUCUAAAGUCAGAGGAUCUAAAAGACAUUCAGGAAGUACUCUCUCUUGCUUUUAAAUCUCCUCCCAGUGAAUUGAGAGGGUUAAUAACAUGGAUUGUUGAAGUUCGCAGACAAGAAGAUGGGAAUCUCACAUUGAGUGAGGAGGAGAAAGGAAGGCUAGUUAUCAAGGCUCACAUACUGGAACAGAUUCAAACAACUGGACUCUUCAAACACGUGACAAGGUGGUUGGAUUCUAAAAGUUCAUGUUGUAAUACUUUGGCAAACCUUGGUGACAAAGAUAUGUUACCAGCACUUGCUGCCAGUGUUUGUUGCCAAGCAGCAAAUCUUUUGACUGUUUGUGGUAGGCUAGGUUUGUUAGGUGGAAAAUGCUGUAGUCAAAUAGAUGUAAAACAUCUGAAUGCUGAUAGUGAAAAUCCAGUAACAUUAGUUUCAGGAACUGUUACAACUGGUGGUGGUAGUGAACAAGGAGUUGAUGUGUUGGUCCCUUUGUGUCAAAGGGAACCAAGUAGGUUGUGUCUUUCUAAUGAAGGUCACUGCAUUGGCAUGCACCCGUCUACUGCAGAUGUCUUAACGGUGCUUUUAUUGGCCUUGCCCUUGCAUACGUGGUCUGGCAUUAAAGAAGAAAAGUUGUGUGUGGAAGCUUUGAGCCUUCUAGCAACAGAAGAUCUCCCUCCCCUACUUCAGGAAGAGGUGUUUACAAAUUCAAGUGGCUCGUAUCUGUCAAUUUCUGUGGACCAUCUGGUUCACAAGAAACCAAUGGCUGUUUUCAACAAAGGAAAGUCCCCAUGUGACUACUCCAACUGUUUGUCUUAUGAAAGCCAAUUUGGAUGCCUCUGUGAAGAAGAAUAUAAGGACUUCGAUGAAGUCGUUGCUGCAGCAUCUUUGGUUAUUCCUCGCUGCUAG